Closterium sp. Naga37s-1 is the source of this 1104-nucleotide messenger RNA. The record is from the annotation of a GenBank genome assembly. NCBI's taxonomy places the organism in Eukaryota, Viridiplantae, Streptophyta, Zygnematophyceae, Desmidiales, Closteriaceae.
AUGGUGGCAUUGAGUGCCCACAUGCCCUUCGCUCCUCCGAACGGCCCCGACGAUCGCAGCAUACCGGGCAACACGGUGGCAAACGGCCCCGAUGAGCGCAGCAUACCCGGCAACACGGUGGCAGUCAGUGCGGACAUGCCCUUCGCCGGUCUCACCCACUUUGGCUCCGCCUUCCUCGAGAAGCUUGAAGUGGCACAGAUGAGGUGUUGUGGGCGCAUCUGCCCCAACCCCAUGUUGACCACAUCUGCCUGGUGCACACACCAAGGGUGUCAGGAGUACCUUCUCCCCCCUCCCCUUUUCUCCCCCCCUUCACCAGCUACUCCACCCUCCCUAGGUCCACAUGUGCUUCGACAACACACUGGGUGUUCGAGAACACAUGUGGCAGUCCCACUGUUACUUACUCUCCCUGUCAUCAACACCCCCCUGCUCACCGCUUCUCUCACCGCCCUCACUAGCCACCCCACCACCCCUGAUGACCACAUCUACCUCGUGCACUCACCAAGAGUGCCAGCACUACCCCACCUCUUGCUGAGCCACAUCUGUCUGGAGGACACGCCGGGCGUGCUGGCACUGCCGCACCCCCUGCUGGACCACAUAUGUCUGGUGGACACGCCGGGCGUGCUAGCGGGGGAGAAGCAGCGCACCCAACGCAGCUACGACUUCACUGGUGUCACUGAGUGGUUCGCAUCAAAUUGCGACCUCAUCCUGCUGCUCUUCGAACCGCGCAAGCUGGACGUGAGCAAUGAGUUCAAGCGCGUCAUCACGUCGCUGCACGGCAACCAGGAUAAGAUCCGACUGCUGCUCAACAAGGCCGACCAGGUCAACACACAGCAGGUGAGACGCGUUGACCAGCUCAUGCGAGUGUAUGGUGCGCUCAUGUGGUCACUGGGGAAGGUCAUCAUCACGCCUCCUGUGCGCUUCACCCUGCUUCUCUCAUCACAUCCCGCACUCUCACCUCAUGCGCUCUCGCUCCUAUCCUCUCCUCCCCUGUCCCCACCCCCCCCCCCCCCACCCCUUCAGCUCAUGCGAGUGUACGGGGCGCUCAUGUGGUCCCUGGGGAAGGUCAUCAACACGCCUGAAGUCAUGCGCGUGUAUAUCGGGUGA